CACACACACACACACACACACACACAUGUGACAGGCGUGUGGCGAGCAGUCUGCUGGUGUCUAGUGUCUAGUGUCCAGUGACCAUCUUGUCCAACCAGCGCGUGUCGUGCAGGACAAGAACAGGACUGAUCGUUCCAGCCUGACAGACAGACUCCUGCUGACCCCCGGGCCCAGGGUUGACUUUUGAGGGACGUGAAUCGCAUCUCCACCCAGGCAGGAACAAGGAGGCGGAGUUUGAAUCGCGCUGUGGCCACUCUCACUCUGUCACUGUUACACCAAGGCAGCCAGCACCACCUCCACCGCCACUCUGAAGGAAGAGCUUCAUCACCAGCAGCAGCAGCAGCAGCAGCCAGAGCUAUGGACGACAACGUAGAGGACUGCCCUGUGUGCCUCAACACCUUUGACGACACCCACAGGCGGCCACGCAACCUGCCGUGUGGGCAUACACUUUGCACGCCGUGCAUUAAUGAACUGAAGGAGCAGGGUGCCGUCACGUGCCCCACGUGCAGGGUGAGUCACGCCCUGCCUGAGGCCGGCCAGUUCCCUAUCUCCUAUAUCACAGAGGCCUUUAUCAGGAAGAUGAGAGGUGCAGGACUGGCCUGUGUGGCACCCAAGCCAGAAAAGCAGCUGACAGCUCCGGCAGCAGUGACACAGCCUGCACCAAGGGCCACAGCGGGACUCAGCAAAAGGACACGGUCCCUGCUGCAGGAGCAAGAGGCAAAGGUCCUGGCCGCCAUCCGCUCCUGCCAGGAGGAGCAGAGCCAGCUGGCAGACUACCGGACAACCCUGGGUGGGUGGUGUGGCCGCCAGCAGCAGCUGGAGGACGACCUCCAGACGCUGGUGGACCAGAGCAAGGGUGCCCGGGAGGCGAUAAGCCACGAGGACUCCCGCGUGGAGGGCAGGCAGGAGAAGGUGCGGCAGAGAGAGGAGGCUUUGCACGCCAUGCUGCAGGAGCUGCGCACUCCAUCAACACGACAGGAAGCUUACGAGGUGAUUGAGGAUGCAGACCAUCUGCUGGAGGAGGAGGAGGAGGAGGAGGAGAGGGCGGCAGUGUUUCCUGACGUCCACGUGGUCACCACCGUCACCAGGGUUGCAGAGUCAUCCCGUUCAGCCCUGCAGGCCGCCACCCUGCAGGCCACACAGACGGCCAUUGAGCCAGCAGGCUCUACUGCUGCUGCUGCUGUUGCUGCUGCAGGUGACUCCAGCCUCUCGGAGUCACCUGCCGCAGCCUCCUCUAUCGCGGACAGGCUGGCGGCCCUGCUGGAACCGAGUCUGACGGCGGAGGAGCUGCUGAGGCUGACGCAGCGUGCCAGGGGCCUGGUGGAGGCCGGCCGUGUCUUGGCCGUCCAGGAUGUGGAGGGACAAACUCGGCACGCCAGAAUCAGCCUGGAACACGGCCGCCUGCACCUCCACUCCCUGCAGGCCACGCCCCCGCCCCCCCACGCCCUCACCCUGCAGGUUGACUUUUGAGGGACGUGAAUCGCAUCUCCACCCAGGCAGGAACAAGGAGGCGGAGUUUGAAUCGCGCUGUGGCCACUCUCACUCUGUC
Molecule: messenger RNA, 1549 nt
Organism: Portunus trituberculatus (swimming crab)
Lineage: Eukaryota; Metazoa; Arthropoda; Malacostraca; Decapoda; Portunidae
Product: E3 ubiquitin-protein ligase TRIM32-like
Exons: 6
Coding region: 358-1470 (370 amino acids)
Biological process (GO): protein ubiquitination
Molecular function (GO): ubiquitin protein ligase activity
Source: RefSeq, a predicted model, not a curated record